CCAACCUCCAACCGCAGCCGUUACAGAACCUUCUGUUCACCCUGUCAUUUUGAACGACACGAUGGCCGAUAUCGAACCCGUCGCUCUUUCUCAGAACAAGCAGCAGGAGGAGGCACAGCUGGAGCAGCCAGGUCAACAGCUGCAGCAGGAAAUCACUCAGUCUAGUGAAAACCCCGUCGUCGAAGACCUCGGUCAUAGUGACAGCUGGGGACAGGAUGAUGACGAGGACGAUUUUGACAGCGAUGAGAUUGACCUAGAGGACCUUGAGGAUGAGCUCAAUGACUAUGAUGGCUGGGACAAUGCCACAGGAGACUUUACGAAGCAGUAUAACCGCCUUCGUCAACAGCUUCAGCCAAACAAAUCAACAAAUCCGGUAGUCAGUGCACCUGCCGCCAACCAACCUCGCAAAUCGCCUGCUGCAGCGAAGAAGACUGAGUUGUCUCAGCAUAAGGAUGACGAUGGGGCUAUGGCGGGAGAUCAGAUUGAAGCUCUCAGCACAAAGUUUGAAGGGAGAAUUCAUCUUGGAGAGCACAGCGUAACUCCACCUGUGGCAGCAGAGCUCAAGAUGGGAAGCAAGAAGGCUGCAGGAGAUAGGACCAAAAACACAGAUAAAUCCGACCGCGCGACCUCGGACCAGGUACUGGAUCCACGUACUCGCAUCAUCUUGUUCAAGAUGCUUAACCGAAAUGUCAUCUACGAGGUCAACGGCUGUAUCAGUACAGGAAAGGAGGCAAACGUAUAUCAUGCCAGGACAGAGAGCGGAGAACAUCGUGCUAUCAAGAUUUACAAGACUUCAAUUUUGGUGUUCAAGGACCGCGACCGAUACGUGUCAGGAGAGUACCGUUUCCGUCACGGAUACAACAAGAGCAACCCUCGCAAGAUGGUCAAGAUCUGGGCGGAGAAGGAGAUGAGAAACCUGAAGCGUCUUUACCAGGCUGGCAUCCCCUGUCCUGAGCCACUGGUCCUUCGCAUGCAUGUCCUUGUCAUGGGAUUUCUGGGCGACAAGAAUGGCUGGGCGUAUCCCCGACUUAAAGAUGCACAGGUCGAUGAGGACCGAUAUCCCGCCCUGUACUUUCAGCUGGUCAAGUACAUGCGUAUUAUAUAUCAGACUUGCCACCUUGUCCACGCAGAUCUGAGCGAGUACAACAUCCUCUACCACUCACGCACGCUCUACAUCAUCGACGUGUCCCAGUCUGUGGAGCACGACCACCCUCAUGCGUUUAACUUUUUGCGAAUGGAUAUCACGAACGUUUCGGACUACUUCAGGAAGAAGAGAGUUGCGGUCAUGGGUCAAAAGGAGCUCUUUGAUUUUAUCACGGAUGUCAGCAUCGAGAUGUCCGAGGAGGCCAUGGACAACGAACUGGAGAGGAUUCAGAACAACCUUCCUGUGAACGAGACCCAAGCCGAGGCUGACAAACGCAUGGUGGACGAUGCCGUCUUUGCUCAAUCGUAUAUUCCCCGUCAUCUUCAGGAGGUCAUUGAUGUCGAACGAGAUGUGCGCAAGGUGCUGGAGGGCGAUACCGAGGAAUUGCUUUACACAAAGAUGACGGGUAUCAAGAAUGUCGACGAGCGGCCCAAGGACGAUAAGUCGACCUCACGGACCAAAUCUGGUGUCGACGACGAGAAUUUAGCAUCAAAGCCGAAAUCCAUCAAAUCAAAACUAAAACCAACUAAGGAACCCGCACCCACCGAGGCCGCUGGUCUAUUAGCAAGUACAAGCACAGAAGCCGGUGACAAGGAUAAAGAAAAUGACGAUGAACAAGAGGAAGAUGAGGAAGAUGAGGAAGAUGGCAGUGGAUCCGAAGACGAGGAAGGCGAAUCCGACGACAGCGAGGACGCAUUUAGGAAACAGGCGCGCGGCAAGCGGAACGAGGACAAGGAGGCCAAGAAGGAGCGGAAGCAAAAAUCCAAAGAGGAGGCGCGCGAGAAGCGAAAGAACAAGCUUCCGAAGGCGGACAAGAAGCGCAAGGUCAAAUCGACUUCAUCUAAAAAGAAGUAGUGGGAUACAUCCCAUACACACUCAAUAAACCCGCCUGUGCCGAAAGAAGCAUAUUCAGUAUUCAUGGCUGGAUCGAUGGAACGAUUCCACCUUCACGCCUCUUGACCGCGUCAAACGAUCCGCAGAAGCCAAGUUUUUUUAGUAAAAUGUGGAGAGUCGAGAAUUCUCGAUCUGCUCAUCCAGCAAAACCAGACAUACUAAUCGAUUAGUGAGGAUCAGGUUUCAUAAGCUAAAUACUUUUCUUUUAACGCCAGGACCCCGGCUUGCUAUGAUAUCCGGGAUCUGAAAAACCCAUAAUUGGCCGCGCUAAACCUACGCAUAGCAGACAAUGGUUG
This is a messenger RNA of Gamsiella multidivaricata, 2334 nucleotides long. RefSeq names its product RIO1 family-domain-containing protein. The transcript is spliced from 4 exons. Gene Ontology annotation, cellular component: cytosol; preribosome, small subunit precursor. Lineage: Eukaryota; Fungi; Mortierellomycota; Mortierellomycetes; Mortierellales; Mortierellaceae. The record is from RefSeq and is a predicted model, not a curated record. Bases 62 to 1999 code for a protein of 645 amino acids. Gene Ontology annotation, biological process: maturation of SSU-rRNA. Gene Ontology annotation, molecular function: ATP binding; protein serine/threonine kinase activity.